UGGAACGUAAGUUUUCGGAAUGUCAAAUAGUUUUGCUGCUUUUUCAUUGUCUGCGCAUUUUUGCAGCGAUUAAUUAGUGAAAAUUUAAUUGUAAACAUUAAAAAUUACCAAAAAAAAAUUAUAGAAAAUAUUUAAGAAGACUGUCGAACAUAAGUAGAAAUAAAAAUAAUAUAUUUGAGGUGUAAAUUAUCCGAGCAUAACAAAAAGAUGUCUUAAAUCUAGCGCAGGCAGCAACAACGCCUAUGGUGAACGAACAUGAGUAGUUGUUGAGUAGAUAUAUUUAUUAGAAGGAGCCCCCACUGAAACCCAACCCUAAAGCAAAAACAAAAAACACAUUAAUUGUAUAAAGAACGAAAAUUUAUUUAAAAAUCGUUGAAUUAUCAGGGCAAAGUGUUUUUGUGAACAUCUUUUGCAUGUCGUGUUUUAAGAAAAAAAAAUUAAAAUCGGAUUCCAGAUAAACGUACGAAUCGAUUUUACAAGUAAAAAAAAAAACAAACGAGUUGUGCUGAAAAAAGCACACAUAAAAACAAACAAAUACAUACGAAUCCAACUUAAAGAUGGAUGCCGAUAAAAACAGUGGAGGUGGUGGAGGUGGCCAAGAGACAAAAGUGAUCUAUCAUAUUGAUGAUGAAACAACACCAUAUUUGGUGAAGAUUCCGAUACCAUCAGCUCAGGUCACUUUGAGGGACUUUAAAAUGGUGCUCAAUAAACAAAACAACAACUAUAAAUACUUCUUCAAGUCGAUGGACGCUGACUUUGGUGUAGUUAAGGAGGAGAUUGCGGACGAUGCCACUAUAUUGCCAUGCUUCAAUGGGCGAGUUGUGUCCUGGUUAGUGUCAGCUGAUGGUACGAACCAGUCAGAUAAUUGUUCUGAUAUGCCAAACAGCGAAUGUGGGGAUAUUCGUCAACCCGUAAGACCUGCUCAACCACCGCCACCACCUCAAAAAAUGGGUGGAGGAGGUUUAGGUGCUGGAAGUAUGGGUGGACUUAUUGGAGGUGGUGGUGUAAUUACAAAUCCUAUGAUGCAACCUCCACCACCUCUCACAUAUCAGUCGGCGUCAGUAUUGUCGAGUGACUUGGACUCUACAAGUUUAUUUGGAACAGAAUCUGAAGUGACAUUCGAUCGUGACCUAACAGACUAUAGCAGUGUCCAAAGAUUGCAAGUGCGCAAGAAGCCCCAACGACGUAAAAAACGAGCUCCAAGCAUAUCUCGAACUUCAAGCUAUUCUUCAAUAACCGAUUCAACAAUGUCUCUGAACAUAAUUACGGUAAACAUAAACAUGGAAGCGGUUAAUUUCUUGGGUAUAUCGAUAGUGGGCCAGUCGAAUCGCGGAGGUGACGGCGGUAUAUACGUAGGCAGUAUAAUGAAAGGUGGAGCGGUGGCAUUAGAUGGGCGCAUUGAACCCGGCGAUAUGAUUUUACAGGUAAAUGACGUAAAUUUCGAAAAUAUGACAAACGAUGAAGCAGUUCGAGUUUUGCGAGAGGUGGUUCAAAAACCUGGGCCUAUUAAGCUGGUGGUUGCUAAAUGCUGGGAUCCAAAUCCAAAGGGUUAUUUUACUAUACCACGCACUGAGCCGGUUCGUCCAAUUGACCCCGGCGCCUGGGUGGCUCAUACUCAGGCUCUUACCUCACAGGACAGUAUUAUACAUCCCGACAUACCAGAGCCUAUCAAAGAGCGUCUUGAUCAGAACAAUCUUGAGGAAAUUGUUAAAGCAAUGAUCAAACCGGACAGUGGCUUAGAAAUUCGGGAUCGCAUGUGGUUAAAAAUUACAAUACCAAAUGCUUUUAUUGGAGCUGAUGCCGUAAACUGGGUCCUAGAGAACGUCGAAGAUGUUCAGGACAGGCGCGAAGCUCGUCGCAUUGUAUCGGCUAUGUUGCGAAACAAUUAUAUUAAACACACAGUCAACAAAUUGACCUUCUCCGAGCAAUGCUACUAUGUGAUUAACGACGAUCGCAAUCCUCUGCAAUGCCGCUCAAAUUUAAGCCACGCUGACACUGAAAGUAUAACCAGCGACAUUGGUCCCCUGCCAAAUCCCCCAAUAUAUAUGCCAUAUUCAGCAACAUACAAUCCAAGUCACGGUUAUCAGCCCAUUCAGUAUGGUUUAACAGAGCGUCAUGGAUUAUCCUCGGGCUCUAGUAGUUCAGAUGUGCUUACCAGCAAAGAUAUUUCGGCGUCUCAAAGCGAUAUUACAUCUGUCAUUCAUCAAACCAACCAAAUGACGAUUGGUCACCAUCACGGUUCGAACAAAUCUUCGGGAUCAUCUAAUCGUGGUGGCGGUGGCAAUAUCAACAAUGAACAGGAGUCUUCCGUCUUUAAUUAUGUCUUGUAGGACGAGGAGGACUUCCUCUCAGCCAGAAGGCAUAUGAGAGGACGAAACAUAAGGCAGGAACUGCAAUGAAAUUAUUUUUCUCUCAAUACUUUAUUAUUAAUGUGUAUUUUUAUUUUAUUUUCCGUUUUAAAUUCCUCUUUAUUAUUAAUUUUAUUAUUUGCCUUUAAACUUUUCUAUACGUUUCUAAAUA
Lucilia cuprina (Australian sheep blowfly) is the source of this 2520-nucleotide messenger RNA. RefSeq names its product segment polarity protein dishevelled. The transcript has a single exon. The coding region runs from base 558 to 2330 and encodes 590 amino acids. Gene Ontology annotation, cellular component: cytosol. Lineage: Eukaryota; Metazoa; Arthropoda; Insecta; Diptera; Calliphoridae. Gene Ontology annotation, biological process: intracellular signal transduction; canonical Wnt signaling pathway. Gene Ontology annotation, molecular function: frizzled binding. The record is from RefSeq and is a predicted model, not a curated record.